AUGAAUCAAGAUGAAAAUGAUCCAAAUGAAUCUUAUAAUCCAACAAUUACGAACAAGAGAAGUAAUUUUCAAUUUACAUAUGAUUCUGAAAAUUUUCUAUUAUCAUUAAUUGACAAAUAUAAGCAAGAUAUAUUCACCAGAGGUAGUAGAAUUAGAACGUGGGAAAAAGUUUUAAAUGAAUUCAAUUCCAAAUAUAAUUCCAAUAUUAUUCAAAGCAGAACCAUAAAUCAUAGAUUUCAAACUUUAAAAUCCAAUUUAAAAAAUAAAUUGAUGCAUGAGCGUCAAUCCAUUUCAGAAAUCAAUUUAAAUGAAAACGAAAAAUUAAUAAUGAAUAUUUUGCAAUUCAUGUAUCAAAAUAAUUUCUGUUCAACAGAUCCCUAUCGUUUGAAUUCUGAAAUAUUUUCCGCAUCGAAUGAAGUGGAUACUAGAGAGUCGUUCAGUAGCGCGGAUACUCAAAUAGAUUAUGCAAAUGAGCAUGUAACGUCAGGAGCUACUUCGAUUCCUCAUUUAGAUAAUUUGACAAGAAAUCAAACAAGUCAAUAUUCUAUGCAUGAAAUGGAGACGAAUACGAAAGCUGAAUUACAUCAAAACAUGUUUUCACAACAUCAUUUACAACAAACACCACACCAGCACACUCGACCACUAGAUAGCCAGUUACAUCAGCAUCAACACUUUUCAGAGAACCUUCAUUUGCCAAAUCAACAAUUGCCGCAUUUCAAUCCAUCUACCAAUAUACCAAUUGAGCAGGGUAAUUUUCAAGAUGUGUACAAACAUUCACUUCCGUCGUCAUCGACUUCUGUUUUCAACCACAAUCAACAGGAGCUACAUAAAACAAUAGAACAAGCCUCGCAUACUAGUUUUGACCCCCAACAUAAUUUCUCAUCCUCGUUAACUUCAAAUCCAUUUUCGCAUUAUCAACAACACAAUCAUUUGACAGAGCCAACUUUGGAGCCUCAGAUUCAAAAACCUUCAAGUAAUGUAACUACGGAAGAUCAACAUAGACCACUGUUGGACACUUCCUAUAGUAACUUGCAAAAAUCACAAAGUAUUGAUCAGGAAAAUGAAGCAUUGCAUUUAAUUUUAAAGCAAUUGAUAACACAACAAUCUCAAAACAAUUUACAAAUUAUAAACUUGCAUCAAGAUCUACAAAACCUAAAGACGGAGACCCUUAAUCAUUUCAAACAUUUGACAGAUUUGAUAGAGAAACAAAAUACACUAAUACUUAAUCAGCAGCAGCAUCAGCAUCAGCAUCAGCAUCAGUAUCAGCAGGAACAUCAAAACCAACGACUCCAAAGCUCGCCGAAUGAAGUAGGGGAUAUUUCAUCAUCAACUGUUCUCCAAGAAACUAACGAGUCGCAACAUACCGCUUCAGAUGAGAGAGAAGUAGGUAAAACCUCCUAA
Molecule: messenger RNA, 1401 nt
Organism: Lodderomyces pseudojiufengensis
Lineage: Eukaryota; Fungi; Ascomycota; Pichiomycetes; Serinales; Debaryomycetaceae
Exons: 1
Coding region: 1-1401 (466 amino acids)
Source: RefSeq, a predicted model, not a curated record